AUGGAUUUAAUAAUUGCUCUGCUAUGGCUUUUUGUAUUUUUUAUAAUUGUUUUAUUUUUGGGUUCUUUAAAUUAUUUUCUUGGACGACCUAAUUCGAAUGUAAAAACAUCUCAACAACAAUCUCCGUCUAAUACUACAAAUCAACAACAACAACAACAACAACAACAACAGUCCAAUCGUACUAAUAAUAAUCGUCGAAAACAUGCACGAAAUGCAAAUAAGAAGCGACAAAAAGCAGCAGCAGCAGUGGCAGCAAACGAAAAUUUGAAUAGUAAUAAUGAUAAUGAAAACGAAAAUGAACAAGAAAAGAAAACAAUUAUAUCUGAAGAAAAGAUUAAAGAAGAAGAAGAAGAACCCUUCACAGAAGAUUUUGUACAACAAACUAAUGAAGAACAAGAAGAAGACGAAGAAUUUCAAGACCCAAUUAUAACUGAAGAUUUAUUAAUCUCUUGUUGUCUAACACCUAUUGAAGAAGAAAACGAACUAAUUUUACCAGUUAAACAACACAACAAAGAUAAAAGUAAUCAUAUUAAUAGUAAAACACAAAGUUCAAUCUCUUCAGAUACAAAAAAUUGUUCGUCUAUACCACCAAUAUCAUCAAAACAAGAAUCUAUUCUCUUAUCAAAGCCUCAAGCAAAUGUAGCACCCGUUAAACAAACUUUUCCAUUAGCUGCUACAACAAAUAUCGAAUCUACUCACAUUCCACAAGUUGAAAAUUCUAAGUCAAAUGAAACUUUAUCAUCAUCAUCACAUAACAUCUAUUCAUAUUCUGAUCAUGGUUCUGUACCACCAAGAUUUCAAAAAGAACGACAAGACAACGAAGUAUUUACUACACAAAAAUUUCGUAGAAAAAAAGCAACAACACAAAUAACAAAAAAACCAUCUAUUCAAUAUGAUUCACCUACAAAACAGAAUAAUGUUGUACCGUUAGCAUCAAAACAACUAAUCAAUAAUAAUACUCACUUCGAUUUAUCUCUACAAUCACGUCAACAUGAAUCAUCAAAUUGCGAUGGAUAUUCAUCAGAAUCAGACAAUUUAUCAGAAUCACCAUCAACAAUACUCACGAGCAAUAAUCAUAAUUAUUUAUCAUCAACAUCAGCUGAAUCUCACUAUUUAUUAAACGGACAUGAUAUAAGACAUUCAAGAUCAACAUCAAAUAGUUUAUUAGAUAGAUUAAUUUCAAUAUUGGAUAAUACUCCAUUUUCAUCGAAUGACAUUGAAUUAAUUUUUAAAAAACUAACCGCUAAACAAUUAUUAAAUAAACAAGAUUGGGAACAUAUAUCAGAAACUAAAACAAAAAAUGAUAAAACUAUUGAACGUAUAAUUGAAGAAACAUAUCAUAGUCAAGCAAAAAUUCUUGCCGUUGAAUUACAAAUAGAAAGAAAUCAUGUACUUGAAUUAACUAAAACUAGUGUUGAAAUGAAUAAUAUAAUAAAACAUUUACAACAAUCAAAUCAUAAUAUGAUACCAUAUCAACAAACAAUUUUAUCAUAUCAAAUGCAACUUAAAAGAUUAACCGAUGAAAAUACACGUUUAGCUCAUCAAUUACAUACAUAUGCAAUGAUGCCAGGUACGAUUAAUGAACUUAAACAACAACAACACAUUCUUGAUGAACAAUUAGCACAAAUUAAUGUAAGAAAUAGUUCUUUAGAAAAAGAAAUAGCUGAUGGUGAACGUGCUAGAAAACAUGCAGCAGAAAUAUAUAAAAAAGCUGAUGCCCAAAAACAAGAACGAAUAGAACAAAUGCUUGAAGAUUUAAAUAAAUAUAAAAAAAUCGAUAAAGAUUUAAGUCUAUUUCAAAAAAAAUCCAAUGAACUUAAAGAAAAUUUAAAUACUAAAUUGAACAAUAUAACUCAACAACGUGAUGAUUUAGAAAAAACUCGUGAAAAAUUAGAAGAAAAAAUCCAACAAUAUGGACAAUUAAAAAUAAAAUAUGAUCAACUUGUACAAAAUGAAACUGAAACAUCAGAUCUUGAUCAACUUCAACAAGAAUUAAAAAAAGUUAAAGAUCAAAAUGACGUAUUAACACAACGUAAUUUCAAAAUAACGGAACAAUUAAAUAGACGAUUACAAAAACAAGAACAAAAUCAAAAAGAUCAAUCAUCGGAAAAUUAG
Messenger RNA from Rotaria sp. Silwood2, 2115 nucleotides. The record is from the annotation of a GenBank genome assembly. NCBI's taxonomy places the organism in Eukaryota, Metazoa, Rotifera, Eurotatoria, Philodinida, Philodinidae.